GCGUAGCUCGGUGAAUUUGAAUUCUCGAAUAACCGACGCUCCAACACGCUUCGCAGUGAAAUAGUAGACAAAUAUUUUGUUGUCGGGAAGAUUUUCCGGCGUAAGGAUAGUUGGGUUAAUCGUAAGAGAUGGAGAAAAAGUCCGUAGGUGAUAGACUGUCGGCAAAUCCCGUAAGAAUAUCACUGAUCGAUAAAGAGGAUAGAAGAAGAACGCAAUCCUUGAAAUCAAGAGCAGCUGCAUCCGAAGAGACACAUAUUCCUAGGCCGCGUUUCAGAUCUUCGUCAACCGAUGUUCAAGGCAGAAAGUCAAGUUUAAAACCACCAGCGAGAAUUCAGUCCUCUCAGCAUGGAUACGGGACUCCCCAACCAAACGCUGUUACUCCAAAUACGAGCCGAAGUAGUAGCGCUGUCAGAUCGCUACAUCCACCAUCGGGCAGCACCGUGCGAGGAAGAUCGCCGUCAGCAGAGAGAGCGAGCAAUAUAGGCCUGAAGAUAUCUUGCAAAGACAAUCGACCAUUGACAGACAGGGCUUUCCAAGCCGAAAUGCUUGGCAAAAUUGAUUCCUAUUUUCGGUCGAUCGAGCAAACGUCUCUGCUAAACAAUAACGGGAGUCUGAAACCGGUAACGCUCAAGAUCUUUGUUCAGGUAACAGAUUUGCUAGCCAAACUGUUGGACGUCAAGCAUGCGUUAACGAUCGCAAACUACGUUGAGGAGCUGCCAAAGAUUGCCAAGAAGCUUCAUUAUCCGGGGCAGAUAACCAAAUCUUGGCUAAAAACUGCAAAUGCUAUGCAUUCCUGGCCUCAGGUUUUAGGAUGGGUCUCUUGGCUGGUUGAAUGCUGCGUAGUCAAGGAUCUGGCCGCAGAUCAUUUUCAGUUGGAUAAUUUGCCAUUUUUAGAAGCAGACACUGGGGCGAAAUUCAACAAAAUGAAGUUCCAAUUUCUGUUGAACGCUUACAAAGCUUGGAACGAGGAGAAGCCGAACGAAGAGGCAGCUCUGACCGAAGAGUUUUUACAAAAGGUUGCAAACUCGCAGGGCGUUACAGAAACUGAUAUAGAAAAUGCUGUUGCAGAGAGCAAAAGCGAGGCAACGAAGCUGGAAGAUGCGAAAGCGACUGGCCAAGCGCUCGAUGAAGAAUUAAGGCAGCUUGAGGAAGAAUUGAGAGCCUUGAGGAACGAAGAGGCUAUGCAGGACACUCGCAUCAGGGAGCAACAAAGUGCUGAGAAAAAGUAUUUAACGGAAGCUGAGCAGUUGCGAGAGGAAAGUAAAAUCCUAUGCAAAACAUUACAGCAGCAAAAAUUGAGACAAGAAGAGCUCAGGGAACAAAUUAACUCGCAACCAAUGUCAGCUGUCCAGAGAGACGACAUUGUCGAACGUUGUCUCAUUAUGCGAAACCAAUUGCUUGAAUUUGAUAAGCACUUGAAUGAUCUGGAGAAAGAGAUUUACACGCUGGAUAUCAAACUAGCUUCGAGUAGAAAUAUUUUGACCAAGGCCGUUUUCAGUUAUAACAAAGACAUUUACCUACAACUAAUUAAGGAAUCAGACCUUGAUUUGGAUGACUUUGCGAUGCCAGUUACCGGUAUACUGAAUCCGAAAAUCAUGGACGAACUGAACAGAAAAGCAACUUUGAUGUCUUCUUUACACGAAAAUAUAAAAGAGCGUCUCAAAAAAACAGAAUCUAUAAUAGAAAGAGAUGAAAAAAUGUUGGAUAGCCUUAUAGAGGAGAAAGCGGCGCUUGAUGAGAAAAAGCAGAAUCGCCUUGCCAAAGUAAACGAAUGUAAGAGAUCUGUAAAGGCAAUAAAAGCUGCAGCCAAGGCGGAAGAAAUCGAAUUGAAAGAGUCUAUAGAAAAUCUCAACCAUAAUAUCAAAGAAAUAUUGAACAAAAUGCCCAAUGCUGAACUGGAAGAAAGGGAAUUGGAAGAAGCCAGAGAAAAAUUAGAAGCCCUUAGUCGGAGAAAGGCCUAUUUGGAAGAAUCGGCUCAUUUAUUCUUUGAGCAGUUUUAUGAGACGCUCGCCAAUCACAGAACCAAAUUGGCAGCUCUUCUCACAGAAGGUUCGGAUCUCCAAAAUUCCGAGGAUCACUCUCCAGAAUAAAUUCAACCUGAUACAAAAAGUAUUGUUAUUAAAAUAAGUAACGAUUACUCGUUGUGUGUGUGAAUGUUUAUCGCAAUAUAUCUUGUAAUAUAAUUUUGUUUAGUCAAAGUAUCGCUUAUGCGUCACAUUAUUUACUGAAUGUUAAAGAAUAUGCAAUUCCAGUAUGACUGAUAAAUUUCGUACUUCAAUAAGCAAGAA
Messenger RNA from Neodiprion fabricii, 2288 nucleotides. It is a transcript of the gene Ndc80, whose product is annotated as kinetochore protein NDC80 homolog. NCBI's taxonomy places the organism in Eukaryota, Metazoa, Arthropoda, Insecta, Hymenoptera, Diprionidae. Gene Ontology annotation, biological process: attachment of mitotic spindle microtubules to kinetochore. Bases 129 to 2090 code for a protein of 653 amino acids. The transcript is spliced from 2 exons. Gene Ontology annotation, cellular component: Ndc80 complex. The record is from RefSeq and is a predicted model, not a curated record.